Messenger RNA from Culicoides brevitarsis, 3975 nucleotides. RefSeq names its product regulating synaptic membrane exocytosis protein 2 (gene Fife). Gene Ontology annotation, biological process: positive regulation of synaptic transmission; calcium ion-regulated exocytosis of neurotransmitter; regulation of synaptic plasticity. The transcript is spliced from 14 exons. Gene Ontology annotation, molecular function: small GTPase binding; transmembrane transporter binding. Gene Ontology annotation, cellular component: presynaptic membrane; cytoskeleton of presynaptic active zone. NCBI's taxonomy places the organism in Eukaryota, Metazoa, Arthropoda, Insecta, Diptera, Ceratopogonidae. The coding region runs from base 82 to 3696 and encodes 1204 amino acids. The record is from RefSeq and is a predicted model, not a curated record.
AAAAAGGAUUAGCCGUCACUACCAUAAUAAUUAUUUUACAACAAUUUAAGAAGGAACGGAACAAACAGAAAAACCGCAAAAAUGUUGCCAACGAAUGUGAUGUCGUUCAUGAAAAAGAUGGUUGCGACAGAUGAAACGCCACACCAACAAAGCACGCCCGAAAAUACUGGAACAUUCGGCAAACUUAAACAAACAUUGUCAUCGUCUCUGUUAACGGCACAGGAUAAAGUUACGAACAAAAUGUCGCCUCGCCCAUCGAUAGUUCCCGAAUCGGAUGCCUCGAGUUCGCCCCAAAGUCAGAUUAGUUCGGCGACGGCGACAACAACCACGGGCGAGAACAACAAUCAGCAGCAAAAUAGCAAUUUGGCGAAUCAGCAACAGAAGCAGAAUCAACAGAAUAACAAUCAAACGAGUGGCGGGAAGCGAACAGGGUCGUGCAGGGUCUGCAUAAAGUCCUUCAAGCCAAAUGAAUUUAGCAAAACGUGUUUUGAGUGUCAGCAACGCGUUUGUGAGGAUUGUGCGAGUUACAGUAAACUUGAUCCGGAUGAAGAUGCGACAAAAUGGCGCUGUAGCGUUUGCCGCAGAAAAAUGGCAUCUCGCGUUUGCAUCCCGCAAGACUCGACAGACUCCAUGCUCGAUGUGCCUGUGCUGGAGGCGUUACAACGAAGGCAUUCCGACGCGAAACUCGGCUCCACAAACACUUUAGGACCAACGAUGGAUGGUUUGGGUCUCGCGCCGCCUCGCAGUCCCGAGCUACGACGACAUUCGGAUGUCUCGCCCGCGUCAUUGAAGGAAUUGGAGAAGCUCAAAGGCGCACGAACGCCAACGGGAGACUUGGAUUUGCGACGCGGUCGAAGCGCUGCCCCAAGUCGCUCGAAUUCGCCGCCGCGACGAGGCGAACUGGAAGCUGCAUCACGAAUGGCGUCACGGAGAGCGUCUCGUGUGUCGCGCCAACACUCGUACGACGACGAUAUUGCCACAACUGUGAAUAAUGUGCCACAAAAUGACUUAGGUUUAGGGUUGCCAGCUCCGAUGCCAAGGCGAAAAUCCGCGUAUGACGUUUACGCACCGCAACUUGUCGGACAACUGCAACAGUCACUUGGGCAACAAAACGCAUUAGCGCCCACGGGAGGACAACCAGGCUCGCGUCGUCCCUCAUAUCGCAUUCCCACAGACGACAAUCAGCAAGAUGACUCGCUCAACAGUCCCGAAAAUGUCGUGGCGCCGCCUUCGUCGCUCGGCGUUGACGAAGAUCGACCAAUGCGACGUCGUGGUUCGCAACUACCCGAUAUCGCUGCAUUACGUGAUCGAGGCGCCUUGCCAGCUCCAACGUCGAUUCCCAUCAACCCCACGCCGUAUCAAGCGCCCGCUUUGGAAGAUCUCGAAGCACCGCGACGUCAAACCUCGCUCGAUGGCGAAGCGAUUAAAAUUGUCAUUCACGACGUCGAUUCGGGACCAAUGGUGGCAUCGAAGCGACGUGUUGUCCUGCGCAAAGAUCCCGGCGACAAAGCACACCGAACUCGUGGUUUCGGGAUGCGCGUCGUGGGCGGCAAGACAGGAGCAGAUGGUCGACUUUUCGCAUAUAUCGUGUGGACAGUUCCUGGCGGUCCUGCGGAAAAAGCAGGAUUGCAACAAGGUGAUAAGGUCCUUGAAUGGGAUGGCACAUCUCUAAUCGAUCGCUCCUUCGAAGAAGUUUGUUCCAUAAUGGAUCGCACAGGCGAAGUCGCUGAACUCUUAGUUGAACAUUCAACGGAUUUACGAAUGUGCGAUUUGCUGGAAGAUGGCAUGCCCGGCAGUGGUUCGGGAACGGGAGGCGGAGGAUCAGCAGCUGGCGCUGGAGGACCAAGAAAAUCGGGAGAUGGCGCUAUUGGUUUGGGACUCGUUGCAGACCCGGAUCCAACGGAUAAACAACCCUCGUCUCCUACGCGACGAAAAUUACCAAAAACUCCGGAACAGAUAAUGCGUGAGAAACAGGUGUCAGGACGUGUACAAGUUCAGGUGUGGUAUCAUGGAGAAAGGAACGAAUUGGUUGUGAGUUUGAUGGCUGCUGAUGAUUUGGCGCCGCGGGAUGAUAUGUUGGGUUAUGGACCGUAUCCAGAGGCAUAUGCGAAGAUAAGGAUUUUGCCGAGAGUGGGUGAUGGUUCUCCAAUCCAAACAGAAGUAUCUCCGCCAACGCAAAGUCCCAUCUGGAAUGCAACUCUAACAUUCACGGGCGUCAGCGAAGACAAUCUCAUGGAUCGCUUUGUCGAAAUCCAACUUUGGGACUUUUUACCGCAAAUGGAGCACGUCUUUCUCGGCGAAGCGAAUGUCGACAUCUCCAAGGCUUUCCUCUCGGACAACGCUUCAUGGUAUCGUCUCGAGGAUCCCAAAGGUCUCCGCGGCGCCUGCAUGGCAAAAAGCGCUAAUGCCAGCCCACGUGGUUCUCUCGCAAAUGCCGACGUUGGUCGCUUAAUUCGUCGCUCCGACUUUGGAAUCCAACGUUCAAUUUCUGACGACGUUGAUUCCAUUGGCGACGCCACAUCUUUGCUGCAUCCCGACACUGCGUGGUUUGGCGGUUCACGUCGCGGCUCUUCGCAAUCCGAGCAACUCGAAGUCGAAGUUUACCAACUGAACAAGGACUUUUCCCGAUCACUUCCGGGUUCGCGACGUUCCUCCUUCCAAAAUGCGGAAGAUGGCGCUCGAAGCGGCGAAGCAACGCCCCCUGUUAGUUACGUGCCAAGUCGAAGACGCAGCUCGAUUGCCAUCCGGAACAAGGAUCCCGAUGAAAUUUUGCGUUCUUUGAAACGAGAGCUGGGACGAACGAUGAGUUUGGAGAAACCCGAGAAGAAAUUGACGUCACGAAGAGCGAGUCAAAUUCGGAAGGAAAGCGUUUCAAACAUUCCCGAGUUGCCGUUGAACCAAAAUCUCUCGCAUUCCACGAACGUAAUUUCGACUUCAGCAGCGUCGCAGGAUCACGACGAGAUGCGUUACGUCUCGAAUCAGUCGGGCAACAAGCGAAUGCAUCUCGGCAGCAGUAAUCCGAACAUCAAUCACACGUCAGUCAAUCAAGAAUCGACGCCCAUCGCCUCAAACACGAGUAAAACGCCGACUCUUGGCAGGAAAUACAGCAAAAGGCACAGUACUGUUGCUUCAAUGAUGAGUGGUUUCUCGGGCGGCGGCGGCUCAACAUCAAUUUCGCCAAUUGUCGUUGCGACAACCACAAGUAACAGCACGACAAUCCCCAUAAAUGAGAAACAGGUGAAAUUGGGACCGGGUCAGGUGCAGCCAAAGGGAUAUCGGUUGUCGUCGAUGCGAUAUGGCGAGCUAAAACUCGGUUUCAUCAUGAAUAAGGGGAUGUUUGAAGUUGAAGUCAUUCAAGCGAGAAAUAUUGUGCCGCCAACAUCAGAUCCGCCAGAUACUUACGUGAAAUGUUAUGUGAAAGACGGCGAGAGGCUGAGACACAAGAAGAAAACUCGAGUUGUGAGGAAUUCGUAUGAGCCGAUCUAUAAACAGACGUUGAAAUAUUCCGGCGCCGACAUCUUUGGUCGUUCCAUCGUCAUCAUGGUAUGGCAACGCGGCACAGGUUUCGAACACAAUCAAGGACUUGGCGGCGCCGAAAUGUACUUCGACACGAUCAAAUUGCAAACCUACACGGGCGGUUGGUAUCCCCUCUUUCCCAUGCACUCGUUGGGCUCCGACUCAAAUGACUCUCCAUGACCACUGGAUAACGCUACUCGCUUAAUGCUGAUUUUAUCGCCAAGCAGCACGUUCGCGAUGAUGAUGAUGAUGUUGAUGACGAUCUUAAUGGUAGUGAAGCACAAAAUUACUCCCACACACAUCACACGGUUACCAAUUAACAAUCAAGCACAAUAAUUUUACUAGAGAUUAAGCUUCGUUGGAAAAAAUAAUUACAUGAAAGGCACUAAUAACCCUUUUCCGUCGUCGUAGAUUGUAGUUGAACAAAAAAAAUAUCAGUAGUGAUCUUUGAUGAAGAAA